Messenger RNA from Cyphellophora europaea CBS 101466, 1572 nucleotides. RefSeq lists its product as uncharacterized. NCBI's taxonomy places the organism in Eukaryota, Fungi, Ascomycota, Eurotiomycetes, Chaetothyriales, Cyphellophoraceae. Gene Ontology annotation, biological process: ribophagy; protein deubiquitination. The coding region runs from base 1 to 1572 and encodes 523 amino acids. The transcript has 3 exons. The record is from RefSeq and is a predicted model, not a curated record. Gene Ontology annotation, cellular component: cytosol; ribonucleoprotein complex; Ubp3-Bre5 deubiquitination complex. Gene Ontology annotation, molecular function: mRNA binding.
AUGGCCGACACUACUGCUGCUGUCAACGGUCUCUAUGCUACCCAGUAUGGCCAGCCCGCUGAGCUUGCUGCCUCCACUCCCUCUGGCCCCGUCCAUGCCUCAACGGCUUCUCAGAGCAGUACUGCAGCCUCUGCCGCUCCCCAAAAGGCCGACCCGCAAGAGAUUGGCUGGUACUUUGUCGAGCAAUACUACACUACCCUGUCUAAGAGCCCCGAGCGGAUACAUCUCUUCUACAAGAAGAAGUCCCAGCUUGUGACCGGCGUUGAGGCUGAAAAGGUUAUUCCCGCUGUCGGCGAGAAGGCCAUCAGCGAGAAAAUCAAGUCCCUCGACAUCCGUGACUGCAAGGUCCGCGUUCUCAAUGUCGACUCUCAGGCCUCGUUCUCCAACAUUGUCGUCCAAGUCAUCGGUGAAAUGUCAAACAAGAAUCAGCCGCACCACAAAUUCGUUCAGACUUUCGUUCUGGCGGAGCAGCCCAACGGUUACUUCGUGCUGAAUGAUAUCUUCCGCUACCUUAACGAGGAAGAAGAUGAAAUCAUUGAGGACGAACCUCAGCCUGAGGUUCCCGCCGAGCAGCCUGCCACACCAGCUGACGAACACGUUGUCGUUCCUACCGAGAACCUUGUAACCUCCGAGUCUGCUACAGAGGAGGUGGACGAGAAGCUCGAGGAGGAGCAGGAGGCUGCAGCCGAGGCUGAGCCCAGUGCCGAAGUUCCAGUCAAUGGUGUUGGUGCUGAGAAGACUGCUGAGACGGCCGAGCCAGAAGCUGAGCCCGAGACUACCGAGCCCAUUCCCGAAGAGGUUGAAAAUGUUGCUCCUGACACCGCUACCGAACCUACCGAGCCCGAGCCCACCACUGCCGCUCCUCCCAUGUCCUCUGAGCCUGUGGCCGAGGCGCAGCCUGUGAAGAAGACUUGGGCCAGUAUGGUUGGCGGCAAGGCUCCGGCUGUUCCUGCUCUGCCCGCUCAGCCUGUUGCUCCAGCCCAAUCUAAGGCCCAGAAGCCUGCUGCUCAGCCCGUUGCGCCCAAAUCUGCUACCACCACGGAGCCUGCUGCCGCCAGUCCUUCGCCGACCCCUAGCAACGGUUGGCAGAAUGUUGAUGGUGGCAAGAAGAGCCGCGGUGCCGCUCCAGCGAAAUCCGAUGGAAAUGUGCUUGCCUACAUCAAGAAUGUCAACGAAAAAGUCGAUGCUCGGCUCCUGCGCGAGGCUCUUGAGCAAUAUGGCGAGCUGAAGUAUUACGAUGUUUCGCGCCCAAGAAACUGUGCUUUCGUCGAAUUCGCUCACCCGGAUGGCUACGCUGCGGCUGUGGCUGCCAACCCUCAUACCGUGGGAUCCGAAACCAUCUCUGUUGAGGAGCGGCGUCCCCGUCCUGGCGCUUAUGGCGGCACCAAUGCUUCUUUCGGACGCGGUACCAAUCAGAACACCAGAGGCCGUGGCAACAUGCAGCAGCGCUCUGGUAGCCAUGGUGGUGGAUCAUUCCCCAAAGAUGCUCCCCGUGGUGGCGGUUCUCAGCAACGUGGUGGCAAGUCUGGCAACGUUACUCCACGUGGCCGGGGUCAGGCUCAGGCUGCGUAA